UUUAAAUCCUUUUUUUAUCUAAUAAACUUAUAAGACGUAUACUAGAAACACAGAAGAGGGCAUUUGUGUUCUUUUCCUGAAUUUGUUUUGAAGUAGUGUGUAACUUUUUCACUCGGAUCAUACAAAUUGCCAAAAGGAAAAACAGAAAUUGUAAUUUGCAGAUUCGCUGAUAAUAUUUAAUAUAUGAAAAAUGCUGAACUGAAAAAGUAACUCUAUCCACCAAGAAACUGUUGGAUUCAUUAUCGGUAAGACAACCCAGCGGUUGGAAAUUCCUCCAAAGCAGUUCUUGUUGCAUAUGGUGCCUUGCAAUACGAAUGGGCAUCGUCCAGCAUAUGGAAAUCAGAGAAGGCAACAUUUGUCGAGUUUUCGGUGGAGGAUUCUAAAAAAGUUUUGAGAAAAGAAGAGCGUAUAUUUUAAAUCCUAAAACUCCUUGGCCAGAAUUUUCUUUGGUGCAGGAUUUCCUUCGCACAUUCAUAAUCUCCUUGGAUAAGGAUUGGUCUACAGAAUUGAGUUUUCCACCUCUGACAGGCUUCCUCUUCUUGUUUCCAAGAAGAUCCAUGAUCCUCAAUGGCACUACCACCUUACAUUUUCCUCAGACACUUUGCUUUCCAUUCCUCGUGACUUUUGCCUGCCUACAAUUUCAUACGUUGUUUCGAGGUUGAAACAUUGUCAACCUUAGCUCCAAGGCUGCGGAAUAAUGGAGAAGGCACUUUCUAUUUGUAGACCUACCAUGAGACAUCCUGUUUUUCAUUGCUCCUUGACACCACUUAGUUCACAAUACAAGGGUUUGCUUUUAUCUACAUGGAGGAUGAGAGAGAGGCUGAGGAUGCUAUCCAUGCACUCGAUCGGAGAGAAUUUGGCCGAAAGGGCCGCAGACUACGUGUUGAGUGGACCAAACAAGAGCGUGGCAUUAGAAGACCUAGUGGAGGUGGAGGUGGAAGUGGAGGCGGUUCGAGGAGAUCCUCUACUAACACAAGACCUUCAAAAACUUUAUUUGUCAUUAACUUUGAUCCAUAUCAUACAAGGAUAAGAGAUUUGGAGAGGCACUUCGAUCCAUAUGGUAAGAUAUUGAAUGUCAGGAUUCGAAGGAAUUUUGCAUUUGUCCAGUAUGAACUGCAGGAGGAUGCCACUAGAGCAUUGGAGGUUACAAACAUGAGCAAAUUGAUGGAUCGAGUGAUUUCUGUGGAAUAUGCUGUUCGGGAUGAUGAUGAGAAAAGAAAUGGAUAUAGUCCAGAUAGGAAUCGUGAUAGGUCUCCUGAUAGAAAACGACGAUCCCCAAGUCCUUAUAGAAGGGAGCGAGGAAGCCCCGAUUAUGGCAAUGGUAUUAGCCGCAGUCCAUAUAGGAGGCAAAGGGCUAGUCCUGAUUAUGGAAGUCGCCGUAGUCCGAGUCCUUAUCAGAGAGAGAGGGAGAGAGGAUCUCCCGAUUAUAGCCGUGGUCGUAGUCCCAAGCAUAGUCCUUAUAGGAGGGAGAGAGAGAGAUCAAGUGACCAUAUUAGGGCUCCCAGCCACAGUCCUCCCCAUCAGAGGGAAAGACCAAAUGAUGACCGAAUCCCCAACCGAAGUCCUAGUCCUUACAGGAGAGAGAGGGAGAGGGGGAGUCCUAUUGGUGGACGUGGCAGAAGCUAUAGUCCUCGUGAUAGAGAAAGGUUGAACCCGGACAAUGGUCAUGAUCACCAGGAGAAUACAGUAGCUGAACCUGGUGAGUGCCCCAGUUAUAGUGGCACUCAGAGCCCAAAGCAUCGGGGUUAUAACAGCAGCCGUUCACCACAAGCAGAGGAAUGAUGAACUAGAAGGUGGGAAGUGAUGUUGAUGAUCUCAAUCUGCUUCAGAGUAUGUUUAGUUGUAUAACCAGCAUUAGUGGUAAACACAUGUACUUGCAAGGAUAAAGUUUUGUGAUUUCUUUACAUUUGUGCUUCUGCAGUUUGUAGCGAUUCUAUGGAUAUGGUGUUACCAGAUUUUAGUUAACAAUCAAAAUACAUAGCACUCUGAUCUUAGCUAAGAGUGAGUGACUGUUGCUUUUGGCAGUUUAAAAGCACUGUUUUGGGUUAUAUCAUUAUCAACAAUGCUUCUAAAA
Messenger RNA from Cucumis sativus (cucumber), 2074 nucleotides. Its product is annotated as serine/arginine-rich splicing factor RS40. Gene Ontology annotation, cellular component: nuclear speck. Gene Ontology annotation, molecular function: RNA binding. The record is from RefSeq and is a predicted model, not a curated record. NCBI's taxonomy places the organism in Eukaryota, Viridiplantae, Streptophyta, Magnoliopsida, Cucurbitales, Cucurbitaceae. The transcript has 5 exons. Bases 802 to 1782 code for a protein of 326 amino acids. Gene Ontology annotation, biological process: mRNA splicing, via spliceosome.